AGACUAAGAAAAUAGACAGACGACCUUUGGAUUGGUUUUGUCGUUUUGUGUUGAGUCUGGUCUGAUAUUUUGGUUAAACAUUUUAUGGCUCAAUUACAAAAAUAGGUAGUUACAAUAGUUUUUAAGAAUAAUGGCGUUAAAAGUACUAAAAGAAACCCUUAGGUUUGUCAACAAGGCCCAUGCAUCGUUGGGAAUCGUACGACAGAAACACUCAGAGCCAUCCUGGGUCCCAGAGGAUCCUGAAACUCAUACUGGUCAGAAAUUUGAAAAAGAUGACUACCGUCUUGUUAGAUUCAUAGACAAGACAAAGCAUGUUAACAAGAAGUUUGCUAUUGAUCUCAUCGCAUCAGUUCCUCCAGAGUCGAAGAAGGAAAGAGUUGUGUGGUGUGAUGGUGGUGGUGGCCCCACUGGACAUCCUAAAGUGUUUAUAAACCUGGACAAACCAGGCAAUCACAGUUGUGGCUAUUGCGGCUUGCGAUUCUACAAGGAAGAUCAUCAUGGCCAUUAAUUAUUAAAAUAGCCUAUGUAUAAAUUUGUAGUCAGUUUCAAGAAGUUUUUUGUUCAGUAAAGUUAAUGUUAUACUCCUAUA
Macrosteles quadrilineatus (aster leafhopper) is the source of this 589-nucleotide messenger RNA. It is a transcript of the gene ND-13A, whose product is annotated as NADH dehydrogenase [ubiquinone] iron-sulfur protein 6, mitochondrial. Bases 131 to 508 code for a protein of 125 amino acids. The record is from RefSeq and is a predicted model, not a curated record. Gene Ontology annotation, biological process: mitochondrial electron transport, NADH to ubiquinone. The transcript has 3 exons. NCBI's taxonomy places the organism in Eukaryota, Metazoa, Arthropoda, Insecta, Hemiptera, Cicadellidae.